Molecule: messenger RNA, 3864 nt
Organism: Brassicogethes aeneus
Lineage: Eukaryota; Metazoa; Arthropoda; Insecta; Coleoptera; Nitidulidae
Source: the annotation of a GenBank genome assembly
CGCUUCGGUGUGCUCGUCAAUAACGGACAUUUGGGUGAAUUCCAAACUCGACAUCUUCAGGCUUUCUUGAACGCCAAAAAACCGAAUUUAAUUAAACAGCACAAAACAAAUCAACGUGUCUGCAGCUCGUAUUUACAAACAUAUGCAAGGUCAUCCGUUCGUUACGUCACAAACCAAUUAGAUUGCUUGUUUUGAUGUACGUGGCGACAUCUACUGAGCGGAAGUCGAAAAGUAGGCAACGUUUUCUACGCACGUGUAUACCUAGUUGCAUAGGUUUUCGACAGCUGUUAUGAAUAUGACCUUGGUUUUUUAAGCAACGAUGUCAAUCUUCGACGUCUGCGUAAAGUUAAAGUGUUGCUCUCUAGUUCGAUGGAAACAUAACAAAUCGUUCAAGACAAUUAAAGCGACCGCGUACUUCAAUUAAACCUAAAAAUAAAUAAAAAGAUUUAAUUCAGCAGCAACCUGUUGCUUUUAACUUACUAAUUCGAACUUCCUGUGUAGUGUUAAAUUUGUUCUAACAUGUAAAGUAUUAAACAGUGGUACAAUGUACAAACCUCCAACAAACUCAAACCGCGUUAAAACCAUUAAAAAUAAGUUUGAGGGUUUUGAUUCCACUGUAAGUAACAAUAAUAAUAAUGGCAAAGAAAGUGCAGCAGAAAAAAGCAGUAAAAUUGUCGCAACAUCAAGGAGUAACUUAGCCAAAGUGGAAAAUGGAAAACCUCCAUUGAAUAGGCAGCUGAGUGAUCCGUGUAAAAGGAACAUAAAAAGAACCCCUGCUUUUCGACUCGACAAAUCCCAUGACAAUCAGCCACCACCCUUUCAAAGAAACCACUAUUGCAACAGAAGUACGACUUUUGAGAAUAAGGUGAAGCAAUUCAACAGUGCCGUUAAGUGUGAUAGUGCAAAUUUAAAUAGUGAUAAGUGCCUUAAUAUCAACAACAACAAAUCGCCUCAAAAGAAUAAACUCAUUGUUAGUGAUCGGCCUACAAAAAGUGCAAACAAACCAAUUUUAAUUAAAAGCAAAAGCUCAGCUGAUUUUCAAUACAUUCGCAACAAGUUUUGCAUAGCCAGCAAAACCAACGACCAAGAGACUGCCAACCAACAACAAACCAAGGAGAUUUCAAAUAGACUGACUGAAACUAAAUCAGCGGAAAAACUGAACAAUAUUUGCCAGAAGAACAAUAAAGCCAUGGAUUUUUCGAUGCUUUACACAGAGCCUAUACCCAAGGCAUUGCGGAAGAAAAACUGUGAUAUUAAGGAAAACGACAUUUACAAUAUGAGUACUCUUAAAAUAGGUGAUAAAAUGAGCAAACUGCAAGAAAUUGUGGACUUGAAUCAAAUUGGACUUACGGAUACGUUAAAAACGGCCCUUAAAAGGCCCCUACCGCCAGGGCCGGCCCCCAAAAAACCUCCCAGAACAUUCCAACAUCUCCCCUUACAAAACAACCUUGAAACGAACCCCUCAUUUUUGCACACCGCACCAAAAACCGACGUUAAAGUGCACGUAAAAAAAUCCCCUGCUCUUAAAAAGGCAGACCCCAAAUACAUGCUCUCUAAACUCGAAAACGCGCUGAAAAACAACAAACUGAAAUCCCGAAAGCAAGCCAAAAUCGACUUGUCGACGACGUCGGGAGAAGACAGCGAUGACAGUCUGUUAUUCAAAAGCAAAUCCCUGCCGAAAACGACGUUGAAUCGCGGUAGGCUGGAUGAGCAUUUCGCCCCAAAACCACCCGCCGCCUUCGAUCUUAACUGUCUUAAUGGAUUCAACUGCGUCAACUCGAAUUACGAGAAGUUAAAUGAGCCGAUGUCGUCGUUUUUUGUCGAUAGGCAUUUCGAGGAGCCUGUCUAUGCUGAGCCGUUUCAUCAUGGAAAUAACGGGAGCAAUGAAAAUAAGGAAGUCAAGAGGAACAGCCUUUAUUAUAUGAGCUCUCCCGUUCAAACUCCCGAAGAAAACUACUUGGAAGGAAGCAUGAAAAAUGGGGACGCCAACUACAAAUCGGACCAAAUGAAACUACAGCUUGCGGCUGAAAUUUCCUCGACCUCCUCCUUCACCUCGGACACCGACUCGAUCUGCUCGAUUUCCAACGAAGACUCGACCCCGACGAAAGUCCGCGACAUCGUGGGAAUCUUCCAGAGCAGCCCGCCGACGACUCGCCCGCAGCAGCAGGACAGCGACCGCGUGGAGAACCUCAGGAACAACCUGAAGAAGACGUUGGAGCGCAGCUUCUCGAGCGGCGCGCGCCCCCUGGAGACCAGCGCCAACGGGAACGUCAAGGACAUCGUCGAGAAGUUUCAGCACUACAUCAAGCAGGUGCCCAAGUAUUGCGAGCCGAAGUUCACCAAGACGGACCCGCUGUUCCAUUGCUGCCUGAUCGUGCAGAGGUCGCAGGAUAUCGCUCAAAUUAAAUACAAGUUUCCUCCUGGGGUGGACGUGCCGUGCAGCAUCGAAAAGCUGGUGUUCCCCGAAACGCACAUGGUGACGUUGGACAGCACGAGCACCGCGCAAAACUACUCGAUGAUCCUGACCGACGACAAGGCCGAACGGAUGUUCGGCUACUGUCGGCGGGUGAUGCCCGAAGGCACGAGCACCUGCCUGCCCCUGGCCUACUGCAUCCUGAGCAAGCACCGCUCGCCGCGAUUCUACAAGAAAGUGCUCAUAGAGCUGGAAUCUCGCCACGGAUUUCCGGACAAAACGCGCGACGAGCUGAUAUGCCAGUUCUACCUGCAGUCGUACCCUCUGCCCGGCAUGUCGGUGCUUAUUGACUUGACGAGGGUUUUGCACCCGCCGCCCUCUACAUCUCAUAACAACAACCUCGAAGAGUCGCUGGAUCUCUCGGGGUUCGUGAACGUGCACAAAACGGGGCAGUACGGCGUGAUACAGAAAAAGGGGGAUAAAAUAUUCGUCAGCGAGCACGAUGCAGACUGCGUUUUGCCCAGUAUUAUAACGGAAAACGGCGACAAAGUCGAGUUAGAGUUGACCCUGCAUCCUGACAGACGAUACGAGGUCACGGAUCUAACGAGUCUGCACAGGCUUCCAGACGACGUGAUACUAAAAAUAUUUUCGUCUCUGCUCUUGGAAAGAAAGGUCAUCCUCAUCAGUACAGUUUUAAGUGAUUUGUCAUUGACAGUUGACGCGCUUCAAAGUAUUUUGUACCCCUUCGAAUGGCCUCACACAGUGAUACCAGUGCUGCCAGAAUCACUAUGGCCUGUAGUGGAAAGUCCCACCCCAGUUAUUUGCGGAUGUUUGUCCAGAGCUGUCGUGGAGGAGCACUUUAUCGAAAAUGGCAUAGUGGUGGACUUGGACAGAGGGGCAAUCCUGAAAUGCGAGGGCGAUGAGGAUAAAAUCCUGAGCAACAGCAUAAAAAAAGCGUGGAAAAAGAGUCUCAGCCAAAGUUCAAGUAAAAAACUGAUAUUAAACGGCGAAAACCUGGGUAACUCGAUGGAGUACACGCGAUCAAAGUGCCUGAGCGACGCCUACUUGCAAGUUUUCGCGAUGAGCAUCUCGCACUACAAAAACCACCUGGAAAACGGCGAAUUCCGCGCAAAAGAAUUUGUGCAGUGCGGCAAAACGAAAGGGAUCAGAAAGUUCUUGGUUUUGUUCACGCAGACUUUUAUGUUUAACGAGUUCAUAUCGACGGCGAGUCCGGAAAAAAUUUCCGAUUUCGACAGAAGCCUCAAACGGAUUAUGAACAAAUAAGUUGUGUUCUGUUAAUAUUUAUUUAUGUUUACCUGUUGUAUACUAUAUUAGUAUAUUAAUGUAAGUUUGUACUGUAUAUUUUUUUAAAUAUAUUUAAUGUUGGAAGAAUACCAUUGCAUUAUUUAUUUAAGAAACUGGCUUGCCAGAUGUAUAAAUCCAUAAUUCAG